Molecule: messenger RNA, 1251 nt
Organism: Vavraia culicis subsp. floridensis
Lineage: Eukaryota; Fungi; Microsporidia; Pleistophoridae
Exons: 1
Coding region: 1-1251 (416 amino acids)
Molecular function (GO): histone deacetylase activity
Source: RefSeq, a predicted model, not a curated record
AUGAAAAAUCGUAUCGCGUAUUUCUACGAUUCAAACAUCGGAAACUACCACUACUCAGAGGGGCACCCUAUGAAGCCGCACAGGGUGCGCAUGACGCAUUCUCUGCUCGUGAACUACUCGCUGUACAAGCACAUGAACGUGUACAAGCCUACGAUGGCAAGCUUUGAGAAUUUGACAAAUUUUCAUUCGAUUGACUACAUAAACUUCUUACAGAGCGUGAGUCAGUCCAAUAUGGAUGAUAUGAUCAAGGACCUGCAGAAAUUCAAUGUGGGCGAUGACUGCCCCAUCUUCAGGGGGCUGUACGACUACUGCCGGUCGACCGCUGGUUCAUCGCUGUGUGCAACAUACAAGCUGAACACGAGAGAGGCUGACAUUGCGAUCAACUGGUCAGGUGGGCUGCAUCACGCGAAACGAGGCGAGGCGAGUGGUUUCUGCUAUGUGAACGACAUCGUGCUGGGCAUACUCGAGCUGCUCAAGUACAACGAGCGCGUAAUGUACAUUGAUAUCGACUGCCACCACGGUGACGGUGUCGAAGAGGCGUUCUAUACCACAGACCGUGUGAUGACGGUCUCGUUCCACAAGUACGGCGAAUACUUCCCAGGCACCGGUGCACUCAAGGACACGGGGCUGCUCAGAGGCAAGAACUACGCGAUCAACGUGCCGUUGAGGGACGGUAUUGAUGAUUUUUCGUACCAAAGCAUCUUCGGGCCCAUCGUAUCUCGAGCGGUUGAGAUGUUCAGGCCGUCUGCCAUCGUCCUGCAGUGCGGUGCGGACUCACUUGCAGGAGACCGUCUGGGCUGUUUCAAUCUCACGAGCAAAGGACAUGCGGAAUGCGUGCGAUACGUCAAGAACCUGCAGAUACCUCUGCUUGUACUUGGUGGCGGUGGAUAUACCAUAAAGAAUGUAUCACGUACGUGGACGUACGAGACAGCCAUAAUAUGUGAUGUACAGAUAGCUGAGGACCUGCCGUACAACGAGUACAUGGAGCACUUUGGGCCGGAAUACAAGAUACACGUAUUGCCCAGCAAUAUGGAGAAUCACAACACUGCAGAUUUCUUGCAAUCGAUUGUACAAACGGUUUAUGAGAACCUGAGGAAUGUUACGGCCUGUCCGAGUGUGCAGAUGAUGGACAUUCCUGAUUCGUUUGUAACGAUGGAGGAUGAGGACGUGAUAUGGUCCAAGUUUAAGGACGAGUAUUUCAUUAAGAGUGAGGAGAGUGCGAAUGAGGAGGAAGUAGCGGUUGAGGGGUAG